AUGGGAUCUCAGGAGUCCUUUAUGAGAACUGUAGGAUAUCUACUAUUGAUCCCAGCUUUUCUGAGUGCAACACCACUGAUCGUAAAUAAGAAAUCAGCAGGUACUGCAUUUAGUAUUGGUUCUGCUAAAGCACAUGAUUUUUUAACUAAUUCACGCCCCAAGAGGAAUGUCGAUCCUCGAUGGUACCGUGCUGAUCCAAAUUUCCAGUCCUACUAUCGUUUCUAUAGCAGCAUUGGGCACCAUGAAGGGAUCUACGAGAUAGACAAACUCAGGAUGCUGUACCAGCAAAUGCGACACUUGGAACUCACUUAUGGUCCAGAUGCCUCCAGUUACCAGAAUUCCAUGGGCCUACUCACCACCACUGUAGCCCCCGCCACAACCACCCAGCCCCCUACACCGGCCACUACAGCAGCCCCCACUCCGGACCCUCUAGCCAGUGCACAGAAGAUCUACCUGUGCAACCCCAAAGACCCUCUGUGCAAACCCCAGAUAGUAUACCUACCCACGGGUGCCGUCCCCGUGCUCUGUGACCCCCGCUCUAACCCUGCUUGCCGUCCUAGGACUGAGGAGGAGAUCAAAGUUGCAGCUCCGGCUCAAAAACCUGCUUCUCCUGCUCCCAAAAUCUCCACCCGACCACCUCCACCGCCACCUCCUGCUGUUGGUGUCAAAGGAAUGGAGUAUGACUGUGAUCCAUAUUGGGAUCCUGACUGCCUCAUUGACCACCCCCCACGAACUGUUGAAGAGAAGAUCGCACCUGAGGCCCCAGAGGCUCCAGUGGCUCCAGAGGCUCCUGCCAUACCUGCUGAGGAGAAAGUCAAAGAAGAGGAGGUGAAAGCAGAGGACAGUGCGCCCCCACCACCAGACGCAGAGAAAAGUCCAUACCCGUUAUUUGAUCCGUAUGAUUUCAAACUCCGUAUAUGUCCCCUCUUGUUGGCGUCUAACAUCAGAAUGUCUGACAAAAGUGAGCUAAAGGCUGAACUUGAGCGAAAGAAACAACGAAUUGCACAGAUCCGGGAGGAGAAGAAGAGAAAAGAAGAGGAGAAGAAAAAGAAGGAUGUGGAUUCAAAGCGUGCAAGUGAGGGGUCUGGUCAUGAAGACUCAGAUCUUGAGAGGAAAAGGAGAGAGGCUGAUGCGUUGCUCCAGAGUGUUGGCAUCACCCCGGAUAUAUCACACGCUCAGCCCCUGCGGGUAGUAACAGAGGAUACAUGUCUGUUUCACUACCUAGUCCCUGCCCCUAUGUCCCCCUCCAACAAAUCAGUGGGUAGCGACGCAGGAAGCCAAGAUUCAGGAGAUGGAAACGCAGGACCAAGGACUUUGCACUGGGAUCCUGACCCCUCCACACUGCAGCUGCACUCCGAUUCUGAGCUGAUUCGACGUGGAACAGUGAGACUGGGUUUGUCCAAAGUGACCCAAGUGGACUUUGCACCCAAAGAACUGGUGUCUUAUUCUAAAGAAACUCAGACCCCAACUGAAGCACAUACGGAUCAAAAAGCAGAAGAUGAUGAAGAAGAGGAGAUCACAGCUCCUCCUCCAGGAGAGGACGCUCUAGAAGAGAAAGGUGAUCAAGGAGACCUCCAAGAUGAAGACACACCCAAAGAGCUGACUGAGGAGGAGAAGCUGCAGGUCUUGCACUCAGAAGAGUUUGUUUCGUUUUUUGAGCGCGGAAGCAGAAUUAUAGAGAGAGCUUUAGCUGAGCAGGAUGUCUGCUUCGACUACAGCGGGAGGGAUUUGGACGAUAAGGAGGGAGAGUUGCAAGCUGGGGCAAAGCUGGUGGUGACCAGAGAGUUUGCAGAUGAGCGAUGGACCAAAAACAGAGUGGUCACUUGUCUCGACUGGUCCCCACAGUAUCCUGAGCUACUCGUGGCCUCAUAUAACAACAACGAGGAUGCCCCUCACGAGCCUGACGGGGUGGCUCUGGUCUGGAAUAUGAAGUACAAAAAGGGUACUCCUGAGUACAUCUUCCAUUGCCAGUCUGAAGUCAUGUCAGCGGGUUUUGCCAAGUUUCAUCCCAACUUGGUAGUGGGUGGAACAUAUUCAGGGCAGAUCGUGCUAUGGGACAACCGGAGCAACAAGCGCACACCAGUGCAGAGGACACCGCUCUCUGCUGCCGCACACACGCAUCCAGUCUAUUGUGUGAAUGUCGUGGGGACACAGAAUGCAAACAAUCUGAUAAGUAUUUCCACGGACGGCAAGAUGUGCUCCUGGAGCCUGGACAUGCUCUCCCAGCCACAGGACAGUUUGGAGCUGGUGUUCAAACAGAGCAAAGCUGUGGCCGUCACGUCUAUGGCUUUUCCGUUGGGGGAUGUCAACAAUUUUGUGGUGGGAAGCGAAGAUGGCUCUGUCUACACCGCCUGUCGCCACGGAAGUAAGGCAGGCAUAACUGAGGUGUUUGAAGGACAUCAUGGUCCUGUGACGGGUCUGAGCUGCCACAGUGCUGCUGGGCCUGUAGACUUCUCUCAUCUGUUCAUAUCCUCCUCCUUUGACUGGACUGUGAAACUGUGGAGUACCAAGAGCACUCGUCCCCUGUACUCCUUUGAAGACAGUUGUGAUUAUGUCUAUGACGCCAUGUGGUCGCCAACACACCCUGCCUUGUUUGCCUGUGUGGACUUGUCCGGACGCCUGGACCUCUGGAAUUUAAACAAUGAUACUGAAGUGCCCACGGCGAGUGUGUCUGUAGAGGGGGCCCCUGCUCUUAAUCGUGUGAGAUGGGCUCACACCGGCAAAGAAAUAGCUACAGGAGAUUCUGAUGGGAAAGUGCAAGUUUAUGAUGUUGGCGAGCAAAUUUGUGUGCCUAAAGCUGAUGAAUGGACACGGUUUGUUAGAACAUUGGCAGAAAUCAACGAGAACAGGGAUGAAGCGGAGGAGCUGGCCAAUGCCUAA
Messenger RNA from Knipowitschia caucasica, 2880 nucleotides. The record is from the annotation of a GenBank genome assembly. NCBI's taxonomy places the organism in Eukaryota, Metazoa, Chordata, Actinopteri, Gobiiformes, Gobiidae.